GCAGACUGGGUUGGUAAUGUGUUCUCUCAUGGCUGUCACUGAAGCUGCUACCUGGAUCAGGUCCCUGAAGGUGGGCAUCAAAGGCAACAUCUUGAAUGCUGUGGCAUCAGCCCUGGAAGACCCAGCCUGCCAAGCCGUGUAUCUCUUCACCAAUGGACUCCAUGAAGGCAGAGUAGAGGAGCUCUGGAGAUACUUGAAAGAUGCAAAGCAAACCCGCCCUGUGCAUAUUGUCUGCUUGGUGGAAAGUGGAGAGGAGAGGAAAGACAGUGCAAGAAAAAUACUGGAGAAGGUAGCCAACGAGUCUGGUGGUUCCUGUCAAGUCCUCAACCUCAGCUCUAAUGGGACUUCCAGUGAGGAUAAGCCUGGUUGUACUGUAGGCAUUCCCUGUUCUCUUUGUAUCAGGAAACAGCAUUCCACCCCUUGGUUGGAUGGCCACUGCAGGACACAGUUCCCUUCAAGCACAUGGAGUCCAGAUUCUCCUAACAUAUUUCUGGAAGGAUCCAUAAAAGAAAACGUAGAGAAUUGGUCUUCAAAGUUUCACAACUUGCAAAGGGGGAUCAGAGUCUUAACUAGAAAACAGACAGAUGGGUAUUACUACCCAGGUCACAUUAUCCAAAAGGUGAAGGGCCGUAGAGAACAUGUUCUGAUCAAAUUUGAACAACUACAACAGUCACGGAAAGGGAAAAAACAUCCUCAGACACAAGAAACACCCCUCUAUGACAUUAUCGAUUAUGAAGAUAGCAGAUGGCAGCCAUUGGCUCCAGGAGAUGGGGUCCUAGCUCCAUGGGAGAAGAAUGGGCUACGGUGUGGCCCAGGCAUUAUCCUCCAGGUUAUAGAGGCUGAAUCACCUCAUUCAGUCUUCAAAAACAGCAAAGUGGUUGUUAAUUUCUGGAAUGGUCAGACCAAGAAAGUGCCUGCAGACAUCGCUGUGAAGAUCCCAUCUCCUUUGAGGGAACGCAUUGUCCUUGAGCUUCAGAUGCCCCUGACAGCCAGGGAAAUGUUAGUGGAACAGAGUCCAGAUUAUCCCUAUGUCGUGCCACCAGGUUACAGAGCUUCAGGGUCUCGCAGGCAAAAUCAUUUAGACUGGAUGCACUGCCAUGAUACCCACAAUGUCAAGUUUGCCGGCACUACCAGCAGCCCUGCCUGUCUCCCCCACUGCUGUUUCUGCUUUCCAUCUUGGAAAUCUGCUAGCUGCCCAGCAGGUAUGAGACAAGCAGGGGACUCCUCAGUCCCAGAACUCAAGCUGACAAGGAUGGAUGAGCAACUUUCAAAGGGGAGCGUUCCCAUUCUGGAAGGAGAUGAGAUGGAAAAGUGCAGCAAAGUAAAGAAAAAAAGCAACUUUGGAUUGAAAUCUGAUAAAAAGAUGGAAAGCAAAGAUACAACACCUAACAAGGUAUGUGAUCAUAUUUACUAAGUCAGUCAAAUUCAGUUUCAUGAGAUAAAAGAGUGUUUCCAUCAUUAUGAGUUUUGGUUCUUUCUCAAUUCUGACAAGACCAACUAAAAGAAGAUAUAAAGGAAGAUUCUGGUGUAGCUACUAAAACAGGCAAAUGUAAAAUGAGAAAGGUAUGUUAAGUGUGAAUAAGAUCAAAGGUAUUCUGGAGUCUUCUUGAAUAUAUUCAUAAAGUAAAGGGAUGGUGU
Messenger RNA from Anolis sagrei ordinatus, 1638 nucleotides. The record is from RefSeq and is a predicted model, not a curated record. Lineage: Eukaryota; Metazoa; Chordata; Lepidosauria; Squamata; Anolidae.